UGGUAGUGUACUGUAACUAUAUUUAUGUAAUUACACCCCACCUGAUCUCUUCCAGUUUUCAUCAAUCAGUUUCUUCCUCCUUCUAAGUUAGAGAGAGAAAGUGCAGCUAGCCCAAGUCGAGACUGACAGCAGAGCCUCAAUCCUUUUCUUUCCACUGUCUCAGCUGGAUUUCUAAACCAAUCAAAAAAACUAAUAAUCAUAAAAGAAUUAAAACAAGAAGAGAUUAUAUUAUGAUGUACUACCAAGGAAUUGAAGGUGAGACACUUUAUCUAAUGAACCCUAAUUACAUAGACACCCAACCCCAAUCCAACAUGCUCCUAUCCAAUCCCCACGCGCCGCCACAUCAGCAAGAGAUCUCCGCCCACCUCUACAGCAUGUGGGGCGGUGGGAACAAUAAUAUUAAUCCUCGAGGCCUCUCCCUCAGCGAUCAUGAUUUUCCGGCGGCUGUGAAUAAUUCUUCCAACACUAUUAUGAUCACCGGCUCCAAAUACCUAAAGGCCGCUCAGGAGCUUCUAGAUGAAGUGGUCAGCGUUGGUAACAACGAUAAGGCCAAACCGAUCAAAGAACCGGCCACCGUCACAAAUAAGGAAGCUACGUCUGCUAACAAAGGCGGCGCCGAUCUCACUACAGCUCAGAGACAGGAGAUUCAGAUGAAGAAAGCUAAACUACAUAACAUGUUGGAUGAGGUGGAGCAAAGAUGCAGACAGUAUCACCAGCAAAUGCAGAUGAAAGUAGAUGCAUUCGAGCAGGCCGCAGGGAUGGGAUCAGCGCGUUCCUACACGCAGGUGGCCAUGAACACAAUCUUGAAGCAAUUCAGGUGCUUGAAAUCCACGAUUUCUUCACAGAUGAAGGCUUUGAAUAAGAGCUUGGGCGAGGUCCAAGGUUCGGAGGUGUCAAGGCUGAGGUUUGUGGCGGGGAUGGGGCGGAACAAUGCGUGGAGACAGCAAAGAGGACUACCUGAGAAAGCUGUCUCGGUGCUUCGUGCUUGGCUCUUUCAACACUUUCUUCAUCCGUAUCCUAAGGAUUCGGAUAAGCAAAUGCUAGCUAAGCAAACAGGGCUUACCAGGAGUCAGGUGUCAAAUUGGUUCAUAAACGCCCGAGUUCGGCUGUGGAAGCCCAUGGUUGAGGAGAUGUACCUCCAAGAAACCAACAACCAAUCCUCCACCACCACCACCACCACUGCCGACCAGAAACCGCCUGAAAACAUCAACAUGAGUUAUGGGAUCGGAGAGAAGCUGUUCGAACAGGGGAGCAGUUUCUCUCUCUCUCUCUCUAGGGCUCCCGCCCUCUCAACGGAGCUUCCAGUUUGGGACAGAGAUGAUCGAUUGGAAGCCGGAUUUCGUCACCUCAACACCUCUCGAUUAACUAGUUAGUUAUACACUCCAUAUAAAUCUUUAAUUAAUUGUCCAACAUUGUAGAUAUGUAUGAUUAUAAAAGAGCUGUUUGUUGAGUUA
Messenger RNA from Salvia splendens (bonfire salvia), 1454 nucleotides. Its product is annotated as BEL1-like homeodomain protein 1. The transcript is spliced from 5 exons. The record is from RefSeq and is a predicted model, not a curated record. Gene Ontology annotation, molecular function: DNA binding. Bases 231 to 1373 code for a protein of 380 amino acids. Gene Ontology annotation, biological process: regulation of DNA-templated transcription. NCBI's taxonomy places the organism in Eukaryota, Viridiplantae, Streptophyta, Magnoliopsida, Lamiales, Lamiaceae.